AUGAUCCGUCAACCUAGCAGUGUGAUUAUCGCAGGCCCGUCGGGCAGUGGCAAGACGGAUUUGGUGGAACAAUGGUUACGGUACCUGAACGUGUUUCAAGUCAAACCCCGCAAGAUUGUGUAUGCCUAUGAUCGUUGGCAACCCCGAUUCGAGCGGAUGCAGCAAAAAGAUGGAAUUCAAUUUUAUCGCGGGUUACCGGACCCCCGUCAUUUGACGCAAUGGUUUGGUCGAACGCGUGGCGGGGUGUUGGUCUUGGACGACCUGAUGGAAGAAGGGGGACAAGACAAGCGCGUGUUGGAUUUGUUCACCAAAGAUUCGCAUCAUCGUAACAUCACGGUGUUGUAUUUGACGCAAGAUUUAUUCCCGCCUGGCAAAUUUUCCAAGACCAUCAAUCGCAACGCACAUUACAUUGUGGCCUUCAAAAACCCCCGGGAUCAAACAGGCAUUCGGACCAUUUUAUUGCAAGCCUUUCCGGAUCGGUGGCGUCAAGUGUUGCGCCUAUUUAAACGCAUCACGGCUCGACCUUUUUUGGCUAUUUGA
This is a messenger RNA of Porites lobata, 540 nucleotides long. NCBI's taxonomy places the organism in Eukaryota, Metazoa, Cnidaria, Anthozoa, Scleractinia, Poritidae. The record is from the annotation of a GenBank genome assembly.